CACACCCACCUUCCCAUAAAAACCUAAGGUACUCCGUGUGUUUUCUCAGAAGUACACUCUGAGUUUCUGCCAGCAUCACACAGCCACUCGCCGGUGUUUGAGACGUAAUAUCUGCAGACUAAGGAUGUAUGCGUCGGGACGGCCAAUCACACUUCUGCUGUUUUGCUUGUUCAUCUCAGCUACCUCAUCCCCUGUUUCCAUUUACACACCUGCUCCACCUCUUCCUUUGCAGAUUUCACCUCCUUCUCCCUCUGCAACAAUCCUCCCGUCUCCACCCUCUUCUCCUCCCAGCGUCUCAGAGUUUACAGCUGGAGUCGGCUGCCUGCUGACGCUGACCCCCUCCACUGUGGUGGUCAGGUUUGGAGAUCCAGUCACAGCUAACUGCUCUAUAUCGAUGAUGGGGUUUUUGGGUCUUGGGUGGAUAGUUUCACGGGCCACUUCUACAUUCACGUUGGAUUGUUCUGUGGUCUGGAGUGUGGACAGGAUGACUGAAUGGAGCAUAACGCCCAUGUGUUAUGCAGUGUCUGAAGUGACAGGGCAGUGCCACAAAAACCUUUCUCUGACCGUCUACAAGCCUCCGGAUAAUGUCUCCAUCAGCUUCGUAAAUCACGCCGGGCCGCUGUCUGAGGGUCAGCAGUACACUCUGCAGUGUGAAGUACAGGAUGUUGCUCCUGUGAAAAACCUCAUAGUGACUUUCUACAGAGGACAGACGGUACUGGGUCACAUGCAGAGCAGCAUAAACACCGAGAGGAAACCAGUGAGUGAGGUCUUCACUUUGAACAUCACGUCCACUAAAGAAGACGAUGGGCUCCAGUUCUGGUGUGAAGCAAAGCUGGAGCUGGGAGCUGAAGGACCACAGCAGCCUCCAGUGGUGGAGUCAGAGAAACUCAACGCCACCGUCCUCUUUGGUCCACAGCUCGUGUGUCCCACUAAGCUGCAGGUGAAGGAAGGGGAGAGCCUGAGCUGCGAGGCGAGAGGAAACCCUCAGCCGUCCGUCACCUGGUUCAGACACGGACAUGCGGUCGCCCUGCCUACCAACUCCAGCAGAGAGCAUGCUGGGAAAUACACCGUCUCUGCACAUUCUCUUCUGGGAGAGACAUUUUUAACAGUGCAAGUGGAAGUCCUCACUGGCGAAGGAACUACCAACAGCUGUACCAGGCAUUUCCUGUUGGCCGUCUUGCUUAUCUGGACCAUCAACUGGUUGUAACCUAAAAGGACUCAACGUGAUGUGUGAUGAUUUCCCCCCCCAAAAUCUGUGAGAGAGAAAUCUUUGUCAGCAAAAACUCCUUCAGCGUCUCUGUUUUGUAAAAUUGAUCUGUUUUGGGGCCCUAUUCUGCUUGUUGGGGUUUUCCGUUAGGUUUGUGUGGAUGUAAAUGGUCUGCAAAGGCUAAAAUCCCCCCAAAAUAUUACACAUUAGCUGCGUCUCAGUUCUCUAAACUUGCAUCCCUGCUUCGCUCACUUGCAUCUUUUCCAAGUGAAGAGAGAGGAAGCAAGGAAAUUAGUUUUAAGAGCAAUGGGAAUGUUACAGUAGAGACACAAAAGAAAAAUAUAAACCUGAAAGUAAGCAUAACAGAGCCCCUUUAAUCGCUUAUCGUGCAUCCUUAUUUUCAACACCCCGAACAAAUAAUGGGAAUCUUAAAAGCAAAUAAACUGAUCUGCGAUGAGAGCUUCUGCACAGAUACAUAUUCUUACAGUAAGAUUAUUAAACUGGUCUUUAUGUCUUGAUCUGCACAAAUCACAUCCAUAUAUUCCAGACUGAAAGCUGCUGUAGAAAUAAAUUCACAAUCUAGUUUUGUACAUUUCAAUAAGUAGUCUUUUGAGACUUUAUGGACACUUUGCUGGACAAUGUUAGCGCCUGUCUUGUGCACAGUGCUCAAUUUUCUGUAUAGCUACGAAAAGGUGGUGUCCACACUUUUUGUUGCAGAUCUUAAAGUCAUGUUCUUUCUGCUGCAUAUUAAAAUGCUGAAUUCUUGUGUCUGA
Molecule: messenger RNA, 1980 nt
Organism: Eleginops maclovinus (Patagonian blennie)
Lineage: Eukaryota; Metazoa; Chordata; Actinopteri; Perciformes; Eleginopidae
Product: hemicentin-1-like
Exons: 7
Coding region: 125-1207 (360 amino acids)
Biological process (GO): cell-cell adhesion
Cellular component (GO): membrane
Molecular function (GO): integrin binding
Source: RefSeq, a predicted model, not a curated record